This is a messenger RNA of Panicum virgatum (switchgrass), 1820 nucleotides long. RefSeq names its product cuticle collagen 1-like. The record is from RefSeq and is a predicted model, not a curated record. The transcript is spliced from 3 exons. The coding region runs from base 512 to 1540 and encodes 342 amino acids. NCBI's taxonomy places the organism in Eukaryota, Viridiplantae, Streptophyta, Magnoliopsida, Poales, Poaceae.
CACGUCCCCCCCGUCCGGCGACCUCGAGCGACGUACUAGCAUUUUUCCCUAGCGGCAAGCAAGCAUAGAUACCAAGACUAAACAACAAGAAAGGCGGCGGCCGGCCGUCCAUGGCCGGCCACUGCAACAACUAACCCCCACCCCGGCGCACCACGCUGGCUGCUGGAGUCGACGCCGGCGCGGUCGAUGGACAAGGGAAAAAAGGUACCGAUGCCGAGAGAUUUCUUCGGUUUUUUCUUGGGAAAUAAAGCGAAAGCGGGGACGGAGCCGGCUAGCGCAUACGGGAUCAUCUCGUCCACCACCGCCACCGCGGCCGAUCCUCCCCUUUUCCCCUCUUUCCCCCGCUGCGCCGCUUUGCAUUGGAGAUCCAUGGCCGAUCCACACUGCCACUGCUGCUGCUACCCCCUUCAGUUCAGCCUCGCGAAAGCCAAGGAUAUAAACAGGCCCUGCUGGCUGCACCGGUGGCGACUGAUCAAUCACUGAUCAGUAAGAAGGCAGCAAGAAGGCAGCCAUGGCGCGCGAGGGCAGAGUGAUCAGUCUCGGGUUGGUACUGCCGGCGUUGCUGCUCCUGCUCUGCUCCACUCGGUGUGAAGCGAGAGCCAUCAGCAGGCGGCUGCAGGGCAGGAGCAGCAACUCGCUGCUGAGCGCGCUCUUCAAGCUCAAUUUCAUCCGGACGGUGGAGCCAGCGCGCCUACGCCCGCCUCCGACCGCCGCCGCCGACGCCGAGAGCCUCGCCGCCGGCGACACCAACGCGCCGUUCUGCGUCAACCCGCCGGACGCGCCGCCGUCGUCGACAUCGGCGCCUCCCUUCGUCUCGACGCCGUUCACCCCGUCCUUGCCGGACCAACCCCCGCCGCUGCCGCCGAUCACCCCUGUGCCGCCGUCCUUCGAGCCCAGCCCGCCGAACAGCGGCGCACCAGGCGGAGGCGAGAGUGGAGGUCAAGGCCAGGGCGGAGGUCAAGGCCAGGGUGGCCAGAGUGGAGGUCAAGGCCAGGGCGGCCAGGGGGGUCAAGGUCAGGAAGGCCCACCGGCUUCCACGGCGCCGAGCACGCCGCCGCAGAUCGGCCCGGGCGCGCCGUUCGGGUCGGCGCCGCCGAGCCCCAUCGUCGUGGUGCCGAGCCCGCCGGAAUUCGGCCCCGGUCCCGGCUCAGGCUCCGGCGGUGGCUCGGGUGGUGGUGGUGGUGGCGGCGGUGGCGGCGGCGGCCCAUUCCAGCCGCCGAUAAUCUACCCGCCUCCGCUGGCCCCGCCGCUGCCGCCGGGGGCCGGGCAGACGCUGUGGUGCGUGGCGAAGCCGACGGUGCCGGACCCGAUCAUCCAGGAGGCCAUGGACUACGCCUGCGGCUCCGGCGCCGAGUGCGACUCCAUCCAGCCCAGCGGCGCGUGCUACCACCCCAACACCGUGCUCGCGCACGCAUCCUUCGCCUUCAACAGCUACUGGCAACAGACCAAGGGCACGUGGGGCACCUGCGAUUUCGGCGGCACCGCUACCAUUGUCACCAGAGACCCAAGCUAUGAGAAGUGCAAAUUCGACCUUCUAUAAGGGCACACAAACAGCAGGAGAACAGACUGCAGAUGUGCAUUUUUUUCACCAUGUUCAUUGGGGGUUAUUGUUCCUUUAGCUUCUAGGGCACACCAGUUGCAGAUUUUGUAACUAGCUCCUCUUCACUAGUCUUAUUUUGAAUUUUGUAAGACUAAUACUGUGCAAAGCUGAAAGGUGAUUCCUUGACAUGUUUGUUGCACAAGCUCUUAGACAUGCUACUCCUUGCCCUCUUCACUUUCAACUUUCUUUGCUAAUUGUUUAAGUCAAUAUGCUUAACUUA